AUGAAAUUUAUAAUACUUCAUUUUAUUUUAGUUUUGAUUCAAGUCUCCAAUUAAACUUAAUAAUUCACUAGAUUUAAGAAUCAAUGCAACUUUAUACCUUAUUAGAAUAAUAUAAUAGGUAAAAUUUAGAUUUAAGAAAGUCUAAAUCUGGGGUUAUUGGAAUUAAUAACAAUGUAUUUAAUGUUAACCUUGGUGUACUUGUACAGAAUACAUGGGGUGUACUUAAAUCAGUUGUCCUAUUGGUCAUGUGGCUUAUUAGAAAACAAAAAUAUGUAUCCCUUGUCCCAAAGGUUGUAAAGAAUGCAAAUUAGGUUAUGAGAUGAAUAUUAAAAGUUGCUAAGAAUGCGAAGAUGGAUAUUAAUUAAUAGGUAAAUUUAAUAAAUCAGAUUUAAGGUAAAAUGUGUGUGGAAUUGACAGUUUUUCAAAUUAGAACAUCAUAAUUGAAAGAAGUAUAUAUGGUCUAUAAUAAUCCAUACAGUCAACCAUUAAAUAAUAAAUUUGCUAUAUGUUAAGAAUUAGAUUCUAGUACAUCACUUUGUUCAAGAUGUCCAGAUAACUAUUUUUUGAAUGAAUUUAAUUAAUGUGAACAAUGUCCAACAGGAUGUAUAUGUAGUCAAAGGGGAACUUGUUUGUAUUGUAUGGAUGGAUAUUUUUAUAGUCCAGUGGCUAAUGAGAAUACAGCUAUAUUGAAUGCUGGUUAGCGAUUGCAAAGUGGAUUUUAUCAAUAUGGUAGAAUAAUUAAUAUUUAUAAUAUAUAUAGGAAGUGGUAGUUGUGUCAAAUGCAAGGAUUCAAAUGCCACAUAAUGUACACCUUCAUUUUCAUCUUCAUGUGCAUAAGGAUAUUAUAUGAAUAAUGCUUAAACAUAAUGUGAACCUUGUAAUGUUGAAUGUAUUGCUUGCAAAACUUCAUCUGAUAAUUGUUCAAGUUGUUAAAGUGGAUAUUAUUUAUAAAAUUCAAGUUGUAUACUUUGUAAUAGCAACACUUUAUUAGAAAUGAAAUGUUUAAAUUGUUAUCAAAGUGGUUAUUGUUUAUAAUGUGCAACAAAUAUGUAUUUAUCAAAAGGACAAUGUUUUACUUGUAGUGAAGGUUGUGUUUAAUGUACAAAUACUACAUGUACUAUGUGUGAUAAUGGAUAUUAUUUGAAAUAAGGAUCUUGUUAAAUUUGUGCUUAAAAUAGUUAAUAUUGUAAUGAUGAAACUGGAACACCUACUUAAUGUAUUUAAGGAUAUUUAUUGGUACCUGAUAUAAAUAAUACUAAUAAUCUUAUUUGUAGUUAAAAUAUUAAUAAUUGUAUGAUGAUGAUUAAUAGUGAUUAAUUAUGUUCUUAAUGUUAUCCUAAUUAUGUACUAUUUUAAGGAACAUGUGUAUAAUGUUAAUAAAAGAUAUUAGGAUGUACUGCUUGUGUUGAUAAUAAUAUUAAUUUAGUUUGUUCUUCUUGCUCUUCCAAUAAUUAAAAUGGUAAUAAUUAUUAUUUGGAUGUUAAUAAUAAUGGUUGUACUCUUUGUAAUUAAGGAUGUUUAACAUGUUCAACAACUGGAUGUAAUUCUUGUCUAAAUGGCUAUUAUUUAUAAAAUGGAUAAUGUGUUGAAUGUCAAUAAUAAGCAUGCAAAACUUGUACUUCUUAAACUUGUCAAGUAUGUUAACCAGGAUACUAUUUAAAAUCAAUUGAUAAUUAAAAUAAUUGUAUGCUUUGUCCUUAUGGUUGUUCUAACUGUAGUCCUAAUGGAUAACAAUGUUCAGAAUGUUUACCUGGUUUUAUUUUAAGAGUAAGAAAUUCAUCUUUAUAUUCUAUAGAAUAAUGGUUGUACAAUAGGAACUAUCUUUUGUGCAGAAUAUAAUGAUUCUGGAAUUUGUAAAACAUGUAUGUAUGGAUUUGCCUUAAGAAAUAACAUUUGUGUUUCAUGUAUCGAUUUUACAAGUGGAGUAUCAAUAUUAAUUUAAUAUUAGUAUGUAUGUGGUGAAAAUGCAGAACCCUGCAAUAGUUUUAUACUUAUAGCCAUCCUCUUAAUAUAAUUUCUAAAUUGA
Messenger RNA from Paramecium primaurelia, 2026 nucleotides. The record is from the annotation of a GenBank genome assembly. NCBI's taxonomy places the organism in Eukaryota, Ciliophora, Oligohymenophorea, Peniculida, Parameciidae.